This is a messenger RNA of Fopius arisanus, 2130 nucleotides long. RefSeq lists its product as uncharacterized. Lineage: Eukaryota; Metazoa; Arthropoda; Insecta; Hymenoptera; Braconidae. Gene Ontology annotation, molecular function: protein binding. The transcript has 4 exons. The record is from RefSeq and is a predicted model, not a curated record. The coding region runs from base 652 to 2106 and encodes 484 amino acids.
CAGUCAUCGCGUUCGCCAGGAGCACAAACAAUAGAUCGUGUUUCCGUUAAAAUGCCAUCCGCUUUACAGGCGGGAAAAAAAUCACAACAACACCGCAAUUGUAAUAAUUCAAUAGAUAAAGUUAAAUAAUCACGACUGGACAAGUGAUUAUUUAUUUUCAUCUGGAUGGGCCACUCGGUGAGUUGGUACGGGUCAAUGACUUGCUUUUCGCCGGCACGUGCUGCUAAUUAGUGAUUAAGAUCAUUGCAAUCGGUGAAUAUUUUUCUGGACUUUUUAUCCCGAUUUUUUAUACCCCGGACUAACGACUGAAUCAUUCAUUCUGUGGAAUACGUGGCAGAGGGGUGUAACAGUGAAUUGAUGAGAAAAAUGAGACAUUGGAAAUUGACUGCGGAGGAUUGCCUGUUGCUCCAGUUUAUCGACACAACCCCAGACCAUCGUCACCAGUCGGGUCAUCACGAGGACCCGAGUGUAUUCUAUACAUAAAUUGCUGUCUAAAAAAGUCAUUUGCCAAGUUGAGGGGAGUGGUGAAGAUUGCUCCAUGGUCCUUGCUAAUUGAAGGCACUUGGGGGAAGGGUAUAAUCAUCACGGGAAUCAGCGCUGGAGGAUCGAAAUAGGGACUGGGUAACGCAGUAGAAAUAUCGUGAUGCGGUGAUGGCUCUUUUGUACAGAUUCGCGCAGCUACCGGAUCGCGGUAGCACGCGGGUCUUCUCAUUUGUCGUUACCAGGAGUGUCGUACGCGACCCGGAAAGAGACGUCACCAGCAAAGAGUUAGUUUGUGGAUUUCAGAGAUGGGCAGUUGCCUUCUCCCGGGGGGACAAGGUCCUCGGUGUCUACCUGGUGUGGCGUGGUGCAGCACCAGGGUUGCGUGUCUACGUGGAUUUUACAUUCACACUCCUGAAUCGCGAGCACUUCUCGGUGAACGAGGGCUUCUCCGGGAAACGGGUCAAGUUCACGUAUGAUGCACCAGCCCAGGGCAACCGUAACUACAUUCCGGUGUCCGAUCUCUACAGUCGUAACUUCGCAGACCCAAAUGGGGAAUUUCAGCUGGAGCUAUCAAUGGCGAAUGUGCGAACAGUAUUUACGGCGGAGGUGCGGAUGCUGACGGGAGUGUUCACGGGGAGUCAGCAGAAACCCAAUAAAUUGGAGACGGGUUACUUUACGUUUGGUGGUUUCGACUGGCACCUCGCGAUCUAUCCUUACGGUAAUAAAGAGGGUGAGAGCCGUCAGGAGGGCCGCCUCAGUGUUUACCUGGUCCGUCUGACGGGUUUUGAUCAUCGCUGUCGUGUCCGGUACAGCGUGACCCUCGGUGAGGGCGAGAGAAGAAUGGAAUCAGGACAAAUCGAGGAUCUGUCCGAUGCAGAGGGUCAGGGCUUCGGCUGGCAUCCGCGCGUCCGUUGGUCAGACAUAUCGCAUAAGGGAAUUCUACGGGUAUCCCUGGAGAUGAUCGAGACGCGAACGAUUUCCGAAGUUGCGGUUCAGGCCCUGGGACCGACAACGCUCCCUGCAGCGCCGUGCUACGACCGGGACAAGCAGGGCUGGGCGAUCAGGGCAGACCUUCACUCCGACACCGUUCGCCUUCACCUCGUCUACAAGGACAUCAACAAUGUACCGAGGAAUCACCUCCGCUACAUCAGCUGGUCGGCUUUCCUCAUGCGUGGAGAUGAGCCCGAUGCAGAGGCUAUUCUUCUACCUGGUGCACCGUUCUCACGGUAUUAUGCCCAGGAGCCCGUCGACGAGGGUAUCAUCAUGGAGACCAGUCUGGGUGUCAAUGAGGUCAAUGAUAAUCACUGUCCAUUCCUCACGGACAAGGGACAGCUGAGAAUUCGUCUCGAGUGGAACGAGAGUCAUCUCCUGUUUCAGGCAACCUAUCACAAAUACGACGACGUCUGUCGGGUUCACAAUCAACAGAUGCGCCGAGAGAUUGCAGCACUCCAAGCGGAGAACUACAGUCUCGAGCGUCAGCUGUUCAGUUAUCAGAAAUCACUGGCUUAUGCGCAGGCGCAACAGCAACAGGCGGGACAACCGGGUCCACCGGGUUCACAGCAGCAUUCAGGUCAUGCCGAGGGCCUUGAGAGGUCAGCAUCGACAGACACUGAAUACGCCUGACAAGUGGACUCUGUCAGUCUCAUC